CUGGAUGCGGUGCUGGGGGGCGGCGGUUGGGAUGUGGGGGGCACGUUUGAGGGGCCCCCCCAACCCACCGGCCCCAUCCGUCUGGGGAAGAACGUCUGCUACGUCGUCCUGGCCGUGCUCUUCAACGAGGAGGAUGGGGUGCUGCUGGUGCAAGAGGCCAAAGCCGAGUGCCGGGGGAAGUGGUACCUGCCGGCGGGGAGGAUGGAGCCCGGCGAGGGCAUCGUGGCUGCCAUGAGGAGGGAGGUGAAGGAGGAGACGGGGCUGGAGUGCCAACCCCUCACUCUGCUGGCCCUGGAGGAGAGGGGACCCGCCUGGAUCCGCUUCGCCUUCCUGGCACGACCCACCGGUGGGACCCUGAAGACCCUGGCGGAGGCCGACUCCGAGUCCCUCCAAGCCACCUGGUGGCCCGGGGACCCGUGUUCCCUGCCUCUACGUGCCCUGGACAUCCUGCCCUUGCUGGACCUGGCCGCCCGCUACCGCCGCGGCCCCCCGCACCCCCCCACGCUGCCGCAGGCCCUGCCCUGUCCCCUGCUCUGCUUACGGCUCCUGGUGGCCUUCACCAACACCACCGGCGACCUUUGGGUGCUGGUGGCCACCUCUGGCACCCCCCGCUUGCCCAUGGUGGCUUGUGGCACCUCCCCAGCCGAGCUGCGGGGGGGUCUGCGCCGCCCCGUGCUGCGUUUGCUGCGGGAUUGCUUCCCCCCGGACCCCCCCCCACCGGGACCCCUGGGGUUGUUGGGGUUGCAGCAUCAAGCUGAGGGUCCCGGGGGGGGUGAUGGUGUUUGUUUCAACGUGUUGCUGAGCAUCCCCCCCCCCACAACGAGUAAGAUGGCUCAGGCCACCCCCCCUGGAUGA
Molecule: messenger RNA, 855 nt
Organism: Calidris pugnax (ruff)
Lineage: Eukaryota; Metazoa; Chordata; Aves; Charadriiformes; Scolopacidae
Gene: NUDT18
Product: nudix hydrolase 18
Exons: 4
Molecular function (GO): 8-oxo-dGDP phosphatase activity; magnesium ion binding; 8-oxo-GDP phosphatase activity
Source: RefSeq, a predicted model, not a curated record